Molecule: messenger RNA, 5619 nt
Organism: Aaosphaeria arxii CBS 175.79
Lineage: Eukaryota; Fungi; Ascomycota; Dothideomycetes; Pleosporales
Exons: 3
Coding region: 464-5326 (1620 amino acids)
Biological process (GO): regulation of transcription by RNA polymerase II
Cellular component (GO): mediator complex
Molecular function (GO): transcription coregulator activity
Source: RefSeq, a predicted model, not a curated record
CACCGGGCGUCACCGGGCUAUCUACUUCGGACAUUCAACCUCAACCAUAUACACGGGCUUCGCGCGGGGAGGGAGACAGACCGAUAUUGGUCCCUUCAUUAUUAUUAUUAGAUCAUUUCAUCCUUCAUCACACCGUCCGCUUGCCCGUCCUGCAAGGCCGCAGGCGCCUCAUCGUACCCGCAUCUGGGGCCUCCAGCGACACGCUCCUCAUUGCAUUUGCGCCAUCUCACUGUCGAAUUGAGCAACAUGCUCAGAGCGCGCACAUCUUGGCCAUACUAUGAUUCCACGAUAAUAUCUAAAUCUCCACAAAAAUCAUCGGAUCCUUCUUCCCAUCUACCAUAGCCCCGCUCGACGCGUCGCAAUCUGCACAGGCAGAGUUGAUGAAGGUUCACAGCGCGGGUUUUGGACGGCAUAUACAGAAACAAUAUCAUCGGAGCGUGCCAUAGGAGCUGCUGUCUGUCUAAUGGAACUUCUCAAGACAUGCGAUACAAACGCGCAGGCCAUCGGCGACUUUGAAGCAAUCGAGUAUCAAUCAUUCUCUAUCAAGCGCGACCCUGCCCAACCUCUCGCAAGACCAGACGAAAGGAAGCUGUCCGAAGAUCCGCGCGCAGUCGAGGCAGAGCUCCGCCAACAACAACACCUGGUUAUACAAGAUGCAUCCAGGCCUUGGAUAUGGCUUUUCCGCGCUACCAAGGUCGAUCAGGUUGGCCAGGCACCUCGAGAGCUGCCCACAGUGCCCGGCUAUGAGUUGACUAGUGAACAUUCGGGCAUCAUGAAGGCUUCAGAACUCAUGGCGCAGCCACCCCUACGUCCCCUCAAUCGCGCCAGCGCGUCUACAAUGUCUCCCGCAACGCCAUUACAAUCAAAACCACCCCAGUCUGGGACAGGUCGCCCUCCAGAUUCUCAACAGCCGUUCGAUAUCUGGACCAUCUAUGAGCUGUUCACAUCAUCUGUCGUCGCAUCAAUAGCCUAUUUCAUUGCCAAAGAUUAUCACGGGAUUGGGUUGAAUUACCGGACAUUUCUAUCGAAACCGUUUGCUUCGCAGGAGCCCGACCGACGUGUCUAUAAGUUAGACGACACACCUUACCAGCUGAACGAUAUCAAUGUGUACUGGGCAAGCUCAGGCACGCUCAUUGUAUCCAUAACCUCAGUAUUGCGCCCCGAGAUCCGCUGCUUAGAGGAUGUUAUACUACGGGAUGUACAAAAGGAUUUCCUUGGACGUGUGGUGCGUGUAUCGCCUUUCGGUGCUAUAGCAAUGGUUGUGAGCUUCGACGAUCCCCUGGAUUCUGCGGCAGAAGAUACGACUCAGCGGAUGCAAAGAAAGCGGGCCAGAAUGAAUACCGUGGAACAUGGCAUAGGAAGAUGGAAAGCUCUAGUCAAGCGAUGGCUGCAUUGGAAAGGUUACUCUCUUUCCGGUCUUGAGAACAAGACUUCCUGGGUCCGGAUCAGCAUCACCCCAACGAUUCAAACCGCCCUCACCUCCCCUAUUCCUGGCCUUCCAACCAAAAGUAGAGAGAUUCUGUGGCCAGCAGCCAUGCUAUUCUACUACGACGACCCCAGCGCUCCAAACAUAAGUCUAUUACCUACUCGCACUGCUCCACUUGACUGGUUCGAAACUUCACAGUCACCUGGAUUCAGCGACCCGAUAGAUCUUGCACAACAGUGGUUCGUGGGCAAGGCGGAGCGAGACAAAUUAAUAGAAGCACGCCGGCGGGCACAGAAGGCAGAAGAAGAGGCUGCUCGGCCCAAGGACGAGAUGCCAGGCGGGCUGUUCCCCUCGUCACCCCUCAAUGCCCGCGCAGGAGCCUACGGGGAGCUCCAGGCUAUCAGCGGCGUGUAUCCGACACCUCCAGACGGCAUCGUUCCAGCUGCCGCGACCAGUGGCGACACUCCUAGUGUGACCGGUGUCGCAACGAGCACUGUUCUGGUACCCGGAGGAAGUAAUCCUGCCAUCAACCUGUCGGCGCCCCAAGACGCCGCGCUGCCUGAUGAAUCGGCAGCAUCGGCAGCAUCGCCGGAUUUUUCCACGCACUUUGAACAGUUUAACGGCGGAGGUGGCAAUGAUGAUGAUCUGUUCGAAGAGAUGGACCAGGAUCGAUUUGAGGGGAACGGCGUCACCGAUGCAGACUUCAACUUCUUUGACGAGCCCGAUGGUGACGACGUAGACAUGCUCGAUGCCUCCACCAUGCAGGACAUCAAGCCACCCCCAAAGAAGCCUUCUAAAGAAAAAGCUCCGCAGUCGAAACCCGAAACUCCGAUCAAGGAGGAUACCUCCAAUCCCAUGGCUGCGCUGGAAGAUGCACUCGCAAUGGAAUCCGCCACCCAUGGUUCCAUUUCCGGGGUCAAACUUGAGCAAGAAGAAGCUGAAUUAGAACCUCCUCUGACUGCUUCAAGCCAAGAGAACGAACCAAGUACGAAAGAGAAUGCUGUAGCACCUGUCGAUAGAGGUCCUACACCACCACUAAGUCCCAAUGAUAUUCACGACAAACUGCGACCUUCAUCAAUGGACCAAUCAGGGCUACAAAGGCCAAGACUUGACAGCGCAUUCGAUCCAAUAAUUUUCAAUCAGAAGAUGAAGUUAUCGGAUGCAAAAUAUCUCGACGGACGAUUCGGAGCAUUGCAGGGCAAAUUAGUGCAAGCCGACGAGGAGACCGACUCAAAAUCUAACCUCAAACGGCGACCUGCCAGUUUGCGGGACAUUCCUCUAAUGACCAAGCUACGCUACGCCAUAGGGGUAGCUACUUCGAAAGGCAUACCGGAGAUUAGCCACCUCGCGAGAGCGGACGAUGACUUUACCGAUGCGUCGAGUGAAACAUCCUCUGUGUUCGAGGACGAUGUAGACGACGUGGUCGAUGUGGUCUCGUUACCUCCUGAGCCGCUCUCAGCGGGACUUAUCAUGGGAGGAGGGAAGAGGAAGCUUCCAACGGAUGGAAACGCCACUCCUUUGUCGUCUGUAUCGUUCGCCGACUCCCUCGGAGAAUCCUUUGAGCUUGGUGGGCUGCAAACCGAUGAUAGCUGUCUGGCAUUAAUGGAUGCUUCUCCUUGGGAUUGGUCUUUGGCACUCGUGCCCGGCCCUGUUGAGGUUCCGGCUUCCACUGGCCGCUACAGCAUUCCUACGUUCUCUCCCGCUGUUGCGUCGUUGCCGGGCACCCCAACCUCACAACCCGACUUCAAUCUUGAUCCUCCGGACGAGAAGCCUUUGAGCCGAAACGAUUGUAUUGCCGUUACCCAGGUCGUCACCGAGCAGGUUGCUUCUUCGACUCUCGAUGUCCUCCACCAACACAACGAAGAUCAGCCAGUAACCAGCAGCUCUACCGCCAGUAGUAAACAACUAGAACCGGCUGUCACAGCAGUUUUUCCGAAUGCCACCGAAUGUACCGUGUCAAGUCUAAUUGCCAUACAUGAUGUCUUUCCUGAGAAUUUACCACAGCCCAAAGGGCCACAACGAGCUCCGCCUCGUCGACCGAACGAGCCAGCACCAACGCCUGGAAACCAUUUAUACCAAAUCAAUUCAUCAUAUAUCCGCAUUCGUCGUGCAGACACUCUGUGGGACCUCUUGCCUCCAGCCUUGGCCUUCUGGGAGACCCUUGGUCUGUCUCCCUGCAGCCCACCGAAGAAUGUAGCUACCUUCUGCAUAUACCCGAACAGCGAUUCUCUCAAACCAUGCCUGGAAAACUUUAUGCUCAACAUGCAAGUCGCGUAUGAGGGCUGUAAAUUGGGGGCACAUACAAAAGGAGAGACUCUUGCCGACUAUGAGAAUGGUCUCAUACCUGUCAUCAUGGGUACCCAACCCUCGUUCCGUAUGGCCUUCAAGUCAUUGCGGGAUACGUGUUACAGUCUGGGAAAAGUUCUGGCCGUGAAACUCGCCCAGAUGCGCAAAAAGGACGAACCGAAAAUUGAUGCGUUCGUCAUCUACAUGAUCGAUCCCUUCGAUAACCCGUCGUCUGUGUGGGAACUUUGUUCUGCGUUCUGGUCACUCUUUCAGUCGUAUGGCCAAGGCCCCCAAUCAAGACCGGACCAGAUGCCUAAGCCUGAUCUUGUUCUGCAGAUCGUGCCAAUGAAAUACAUCGCGUCAUUCGACUCGCCCGUCAUGCUGAGCACAAGCACUUAUAUCAAUCUCGCUCGCGAAGUCUAUGAUCGAUGCCCUCCUAGCUCUCCAAGCGAGGAUAAGACUCCGCUCAGCAUCUACUCGGCGCCAGCUUUUCAACUGGAAGAAUCUAUACCAAGGCAAAUCCCCUUCAGCCUCAAUGCAGACACACCGCAGGAUCUUCUGCGCGAGAACUCGUACAUGCACAUUGGAUACGCAAUCAGUCUCGACGGCGCUUGGUUGACAGCUGCCUGGACCGACAGAUGCGGCAAAUCGCAAACGAUUGUCUCGUACAAUCUCGGCACACGUGUUUUCGGCGAGAUUGCCAAAGAGAUAUGGGCAACCACCAUCGAAAUUCUACAAGCCAGAAAGGUCACCUGGCGUAUAUGCAUUGCCAAAUCGGGCGUAAUGGAGAGGGAAGAGCUAGACACCUGGAAAUAUCUUGCAUCUUGCCCAACCCACUUCAAUCUGUUCACUACACUACUUACGGUUGAUCCUCAUCCGAGUCUACAAAUCCAUCCUAACCUACUUCCGGCUGUUUCCCUACCUACCGGUAACACCCAGCCAUCGACGAACACACCAGGCUCAACUCCCCAGGCAGGGGUUUCUCCUGAUCCACAUAACCUUACGCCCGCUGCAACUCCGUCCGCAGAUUCCGCCCCAGAACCAGCGACGGAUCCUGAUGCUCGACUUGUCGAUGUCACAGAUGAGUCUUGGGGAAUUGUACUCGCUCACCGCCUGCACAACUCGAAUUCGACCGUCGAAUUUCGACCAGCCCUCAUCUCGGGUCUUCUCGUGAAACGCGGUGUCCCUUCAGGCCUGGUCUCCGAUAGCUCUGGUCCAUCAGCGGCAGUUUCCAGCCUUCCCUCACCCUCUGAGCCCGGUCCGAUCGUCGUCGGCGUCAAUAUACUCUGGGUUGGAGCGGUCAACCCAACCAAUCCCAACCGCGCCCCCGGUCCUCAAUCACCAUUCCCACUCAGUGCAGACGGCACCUCACCGGGGCCUAGUCCGGUGCAAGAGCGACCUACGAGUAGUCUCAUGUGGACACCGACCGCGCAGAUGCGCACGACUGCAGAGAAUCUACUGAAAGAGAUGAUAGGACAGUUCAGGGCCCUAGGCACAUUGGCGCGUCUCAAGGGUGUUCAAGGUACUCGCGGAGGUGCUGUUCCCUGGCACGUGGCGGUCGCGAAAAGAGGCGUUGAAGGCUUGACCAGAUGUCUUGCAUCACCUUCGGGUUGAUUACAUGUUUUGUUGUUAUUAUCAGAAUCAUUAGCGACGGCGUUUUCAUUGGGGUUUUACCUUGGACCAUACUUGGCCCUAUUUCGUUUCGCCAUCUAGGGACUUGACAUUGGAAAUUUCUUAAUCGUCUGGCACUUCGGUGCCGCCAUGUGGAUGUUCAUCUGUAUAGGAGUAACGUACUUGGAGAUAUAUUCCGACCGUCUUCUGGGUUUGAAGAACGGUGGAUAGGAGUAGCAUAUGUGACGAAUCCCUUCUGGAUAUACGACUCAAUCUAUCAAUCAAUACAAAUCAAU